Molecule: messenger RNA, 394 nt
Organism: Nestor notabilis (Kea)
Lineage: Eukaryota; Metazoa; Chordata; Aves; Psittaciformes; Psittacidae
Gene: TMEM230
Product: transmembrane protein 230
Exons: 3
Coding region: 32-394 (120 amino acids)
Biological process (GO): synaptic vesicle transport
Cellular component (GO): synaptic vesicle; endomembrane system
Source: RefSeq, a predicted model, not a curated record
AGGCUUUAGCUGAGGCUCAGGCUUCCUUGGAAUGAUGCCAUCACGUACAAACCUGACUGCUGGGAUUCCCAGUAGCAAAGUCAAAUAUUCCAAGCUCUCCAGCACUGAUGAUGGAUAUAUUGACCUGCAGUUCAAGAAGAGCCCACCAAAAAUCCCCUACAAGGCAAUUGCAUUGGCGGUUGUGCUCUUCAUGAUUGGGACCUUCCUGAUUAUCAUAGGAGCCCUCCUCCUGGCUGGAUACAUUAGCAAAGGCGGAACAGACCGUGCUAUCCCUGUGCUCAUCAUUGGGAUCCUCGUGUUCCUCCCAGGCUUCUACCACCUGCGCAUUGCUUACUACGCCUCCAAAGGCUACCGGGGCUACUCCUACGACGACAUCCCGGACUUUGAUGACUGA